Molecule: messenger RNA, 1266 nt
Organism: Dromaius novaehollandiae (emu)
Lineage: Eukaryota; Metazoa; Chordata; Aves; Casuariiformes; Dromaiidae
Product: fibrinogen-like protein 1-like protein
Exons: 3
Coding region: 90-842 (250 amino acids)
Source: RefSeq, a predicted model, not a curated record
AGCUAUAAAGGGACAGAUCCCGGUAUGGAGUUCAGAGCAGCGGCACACACUGCUCAGGUUCCCGGCAUCCGCUCAGCAGCACUGUGGUGAUGGGGCUCCAGGCUGGGAUGCACCUGCUGUAUGGGGGCCUUGCCCUCCGGUCCGUGGUGGUGGUGAUGCUUUUCCUCUACACGAGCCCAGCAGUGUCUGCUGCAGGAUUCCAGAGCGGGCUCCCUGCAGACUGCAGCCACCUUCAUAGCAGCAGCCCCAGUGGGGUCUAUGUCAUCCAGCCAGCAGGGUCUCCCCCGCGGGUGGUUUGGUGCGACAUGGACACCGAAGGCAAGGGCUGGACUGUCAUCCAGAGGAAUACUUACAACACCGAGAUCACGUGGACGGAGACUUGGACCACCUACAAGUACGGCUUUGGGAACGUGAGGGCAGAUUACUGGCUGGGCACCGAGUACCUGCACCUGCUCACACAGCAGAACACCUACAAGGUCCGCUUCGUCGUGCAGAAUAAAUCCAAUGUCACCCAUUAUGCUGAGUAUGACAUCUUCAGCGUAGAGAGCGAGGCCAGCGGGUACCCUCUGAGGCUGGGCAGAUUUUCUAGUGAGGGGGAGGACUAUAUGACCACCUACCACACCAGAUAUGGGGGCAUACAUGACAACAUGAAGUUCAGCACCAGUGACAGGGACCAGGACCAGGCCAGCAGGAACUGCGCCAGCAGCUAUGGGGGCUGGUGGUAUGAUAAGUGUCAGAACAUCCUGCUCAAUGCCAAAAGCUACAUCCUGUGGCCAGGAAUCUGCACUAGCGGUGACUGCAAAUCUUCCCUCAUCCUGGUCAAACCCACAGACGUGUGCUGACCGGGCUGGAGAGCCCUGGGAGCUUGGCCACCACCCCAACACAGUGCCCUGUUCCGGCGCCUGCCAACAGCCUUGUGCCAGCACUGGUGCAAAUCAUGCACUGCUCGCAGCUCCCGCAUUGUCACCAGAGUGAAACACAGCGGCUCUGGGGUUCACGCAGCAAUCACCCUGAGCCCUGUCUGCACAGGCGGCUUUGCCCAGUGCCAUGAUGCUGGCCAGCACUGGAAUACAGGCACUAGUCUGGGGUGGGUGCCCCCACUCCUGUUCUGGGGGAAGGGGAGACAGCACAAGUUCCCUUCCCUGUGUAAUCAGCAUAUUCCCUGCUUUUGCUCAGGCCCUGCUCCCUCCCUGAGCCCUGUAAGCCUGACAGCUCUGCUAUCCACGGUGGGAGAAAUCAGGUGUAAUAAACUCGAGCAGACUCUUC